UAUUUGCCAUUCCAAAAAUUAAAACGGGGAUUAGUCAUCUUCCUCUGCCUUCUCAUCUCUCUGUUUUUUUAUUCUUUCUCUGUAUCACAGUCGAUCGAUCUGCCAAAUCUUUACCAUUGUUCAUUCCUGAGCUAGAGAUACCUUACUCCCUCACAGGGUUAUUUUUCAGAGACAAUGGAUGGAGAGAUAGCCAAUAUCAAGAAAUGGGUAGUUAUAUACCCAGUCUAUAUAAAUUCGAAGAAAACUAUACCUGAAGGGAGGCGGAUUUGUGUGAGCAAGGCAUGUGAGAGUCCUACUUGUGCUGAAAUUGGGGAUUGCUGCAGCCAUUUUAAACUCCCUUUUGCAAUUGAGAUAGAUAAAGCUUAUCCACGCGAUUUCAUGCAAAGAGGAAGAGUAAGGGUGCUGCUGAAAAAAGAGGAUGGGACUCUCUAUAAUCCAGCUAUUUCUUCAAGGAAACAGCUGAUGCUGCGAAUCGCAGAGUUAGUUCCAAGGCAUCCUGGGAGGACAAAGAAGCAAGAGCCUGCAACCACGUCAAAUGCUGCAUCUUCAAAAUCCGGAAAGGGUGGGAAAAAGAAGAGAUAGCUGUAGUUUUACAGAUUGCGUAGGUCUUCCAUUUUGUUUUGUGAGCAGAAUCAAUGGUUCUGAUAGGCAACCGGAGUUAGGUCGUGUUGUUAGGUCCUUAGGUUCCAUGAGGUUUGGGAUUCAAUACCUAAUGGAAACCUGCCUUGCAAGUGUUUCAUACCUCAAAGAUUGCAUGUUUUUUUAGCUGGACAACAAUGAAAAACAAAAUGGAUUCGGGCAUCUUUAAAAUGCGGCCAUACCUUUUAACAAAAUGGAGGACAUACUUAUUUGCAUAGACUUCAUUGAUUUAUCUUUUAUCCAUUGUGAUAGGAAUGCUAACUCUAUUGCUCACUCUCUUGCUAAACUUGCUCUCUAUGGAGAAUGAUAAAGUGCUGUGGCCUGGACUUCCUAUGUGUGCUUGGCCCUAGUGCUUGUUGCUUUUGUAUUUGUAUUGCCAUUGGCGGUUUAGCCUUUUAUAAAAUCUUCAUUUCAAUUCUAAAAA
Humulus lupulus (European hop) is the source of this 1063-nucleotide messenger RNA. Its product is annotated as signal recognition particle 19 kDa protein. The record is from RefSeq and is a predicted model, not a curated record. Gene Ontology annotation, molecular function: 7S RNA binding. Gene Ontology annotation, cellular component: signal recognition particle, endoplasmic reticulum targeting. The transcript is spliced from 4 exons. Bases 175 to 582 code for a protein of 135 amino acids. Gene Ontology annotation, biological process: SRP-dependent cotranslational protein targeting to membrane; SRP-dependent cotranslational protein targeting to membrane, signal sequence recognition. NCBI's taxonomy places the organism in Eukaryota, Viridiplantae, Streptophyta, Magnoliopsida, Rosales, Cannabaceae.